Messenger RNA from Tilletiaria anomala UBC 951, 671 nucleotides. RefSeq lists its product as uncharacterized. The transcript has a single exon. NCBI's taxonomy places the organism in Eukaryota, Fungi, Basidiomycota, Exobasidiomycetes, Georgefischeriales, Tilletiariaceae. The coding region runs from base 359 to 649 and encodes 96 amino acids. The record is from RefSeq and is a predicted model, not a curated record.
UAAUGAUCAUCACAUGUAUAGAAGAAGGUUCAUCGACAUUCUAUGGUACCGAUCCAGGCGUGGCGGUCGCAUUGAAUCUUGGUGGACCCUUAUCCGCCCUGCGCGAAAGCAGCGGCUAGUAGCGGUGGAAGACAUCGGAGGGAUGUAGCGAGCAGAAGAAGACAGCCGGGAGAGGGGGAGGGGAAGGAACAGAGGAUGGUCAGUUCGUCGUAGCCGCGAGGCUCGGAUCAGAUCAGUGGAUUAGUAUAUCCGUGGAUCAGCGGAAGCCACCAUGUCGCACAUGGGCGGUAGCUGAGAACAUGGAGAGGGGAAGUAAAAGUAUCUGCAAGCUGCGAUCAGUCCAGCAGGGUUGAGUCAUAUGUCGGGCCCAUGGACCAGAGAAUUGCUUGGAAUAUGUCCCAAAAGAGGAAUUGCACUUGAGCCAACUCCAAGAGAAUGGAUGCUUCCAUGGCUAGCUAUGCUUCUGUUGACCGAGGCGAUGGUAAUUGCAAUGCGCGAGCGUAUGCGGGUGCAGGCUCAUUCCGGGCGGAGCUUAAUGGGAUGGUAUCGGGUUCGCGUUCGGAUUGGCUUCAGUCUGUACCAGCCACGAGUAGUACAUUCUUCGCGUCAAAGCGAUUGCGAUGCCACCACCUCCCUGAGUCCGGGCUGAGUCGGCGCCGACCACUGAAAAG